UCCAGUCUUGUUGGAUCUGUAGUCAUUGAUGCAAUACAACUAUACACAUCGAUCCAUUUGUUUACGGAGGUCGUCUGCUAGCGUUUGAGAAUUAAAUAUUAUGCUCUAAAUCGUGGUUUUAUGUGACUUUAAAAAAGGAGAUUAGAGCCGCAAUGCCGGGGACCGAAGACAGUACGACGGAACUCGGAGAAAUAGAAAAUGUCAGAGUGGUGGUUCGCGUUCGACCUCUAAAUGGGAAGGAGUUGGACGGACACUGUAAAAACAUAAUACGCGUCGACACCAUUAAUAGUGAAAUAACCGUCGAGAAUCCAAAUGCAGCUCAAGGAGAACCACCAAAAGUUUUCUGUUUGGAUGCUGUCUUUGAUACCGAUUCAACGCAAGUUGAUAUUUACAAUGAAACUGCAAGACCUAUCGUGGACAAAGUUCUGCAAGGAUACAAUGGAACUAUAUUUGCGUACGGGCAAACUGGCACUGGCAAGACUUACACUAUGUCGGGUGCUAAAACAUCCCCCCAGCUCAGAGGGAUCAUUCCAAAUACCUUUGCGCAUAUUUUUGGACAUAUAGCUAAAGCUCAUGAUAAUCAAAAAUUCCUUGUACGAGCGACGUACUUAGAAAUUUACAAUGAAGAGGUGAGAGAUCUGUUAGGUAAGGAUCAGAAUACCAGGCUGGAAGUAAAAGAGAGACCCGACAUUGGGGUAUUCGUGAAAGAUCUUAGCGGAUAUGUGGUAAACAAUGCCGAUGAUUUAGACAGAAUAAUGUCUCUCGGUAACAAGAACCGCGUCGUUGGAGCUACAGCGAUGAAUGUGUCCAGUUCUAGAUCCCAUGCAAUAUUUACAAUUACAGUUGAAUCUAGUCAACUAGGAGAGGAUGGCGAACAGCAUGUUAAAAUGGGGAAACUGCAUUUAGUUGAUUUAGCUGGUUCGGAAAGACAGAGCAAAACGAAAGCUUCUGGGGUUCGUUUGAGAGAAGCUACAAAGAUUAAUUUAUCACUUUCAACGUUAGGUAAUGUUAUAUCUGCAUUGGUUGACGGUCAGAGUUCACACGUGCCUUACAGAAAUUCCAAACUGACGAGAUUACUUCAAGAUUCCUUGGGUGGUAAUUCAAAAACAUUAAUGUGCGCAAACAUAAGUCCAGCUGACAUAAAUUACGACGAAACUAUAAGCACGCUUCGCUAUGCGAACCGUGCUAAGAACAUAAAGAAUAGAGCGAGGAUUAAUGAAGAUCCAAAGGACGCUUUGCUUCGCCAAUUUCAAGUGGAAAUUGAACAGCUACGCAAGCAGCUAGAGGAGAACGGUGCUGAAGUCACAGAAUCUGAAGAUGAUUCCGAAGACUCUGAAGAGACUGGAGAAAGCAGACACGAGAAGAAAGUGAGACGCAGAAGGAGUCAAAUAUUAACAAUGGAGGAACUCGAAGAUGGAGAUGUGGAUUCUACUGAGAAAGUAGACAAAGCUGAGAGAGAAGAUAAAAGUCCAGACGAUAAAGACGUUAUAGAAUUAAAAAGAACCCAGAGCGAGAAAGAAGCACUGCGAGAAAAAAUGCAGAAUUUACAAAAUAAGAUUCUAGUCGGAGGUGAGAACUUAUUAGAAAAAGCGGAAGCUCAAGAGCAGUUAUUGGCUGCCGCAGCGAUUGAACUGGAACAACGUAAAAGUAGAGAAGAACAACUGAAGAAAGCUAUCGAAGCCAAAGAGGCUGAACGUAUUGACAUAGAAGAGAAAUAUUCCUCUUUGCAAGAGGAAGCAGCAGGAAAGACUAAAAAGUUAGCCAGAGUAUAUACAAUGUUGAUGUCUGUUAAAGCAGAGUUGUCCGAUCUGCAACAAGAACAUCAAAGAGAAAUGGAAGGUCUUUUGGAAGGAGUCAGAGGCAUUGGAAGAGAACUGCAACUGCAGGAACUGAUAGUAAACAGUUAUAUUCCUGUUCAAUAUCAAACAAUGAUUGAGAGAUAUGUUCAUUGGAACGAAGAUAUUGGGGAAUGGCAACUGAAAUGUGUCGCAUAUACUGGUAACAAUAUGCGCAAAGCACAAGUUACGCCACCGGUAGGAAGUAACAAAGAUCAAACCCAACCAGAUAUGUCAAAUAUAUAUCUUUCCUACAAUAAUGGAAUCGACAAUACUUUCGUGCAACCAAAGAAAAUAAGAGGACGAUCUGGAGUUCCAAGACCAACUACAGCACAUAGGCGUACACCACACUAAAAGUAUGUUUAAAAUGAUAGAAAUACCUUUCCUAGCAUUUUUUUUUUCUUACAAAUAUUAUUUUAAUUUAUUUUUAUUUAUAUAAA
Messenger RNA from Osmia bicornis bicornis, 2275 nucleotides. It is a transcript of the gene Klp64D, whose product is annotated as kinesin-like protein KIF3A. Gene Ontology annotation, molecular function: ATP binding; microtubule binding; microtubule motor activity. Gene Ontology annotation, biological process: microtubule-based movement. The transcript has 9 exons. NCBI's taxonomy places the organism in Eukaryota, Metazoa, Arthropoda, Insecta, Hymenoptera, Megachilidae. The record is from RefSeq and is a predicted model, not a curated record. Bases 153 to 2189 code for a protein of 678 amino acids.